Chelmon rostratus (copperband butterflyfish) is the source of this 876-nucleotide messenger RNA. RefSeq names its product potassium-transporting ATPase subunit beta-like. The transcript is spliced from 7 exons. The record is from RefSeq and is a predicted model, not a curated record. Gene Ontology annotation, biological process: potassium ion import across plasma membrane; intracellular sodium ion homeostasis; intracellular potassium ion homeostasis. Gene Ontology annotation, cellular component: sodium:potassium-exchanging ATPase complex. Gene Ontology annotation, molecular function: ATPase activator activity. Lineage: Eukaryota; Metazoa; Chordata; Actinopteri; Chaetodontiformes; Chaetodontidae. Bases 1 to 876 code for a protein of 291 amino acids.
AUGGCUGCCUUGAAGGAGAAGAGGACUUGUGGGCAGCGAUGUGAAGACUUUGGCCAUUUUGUCUGGAACUCUGAAAAUGGGACGUUUAUGGGAAGAACACCAGAGAAAUGGGUGUACAUCAGUCUGUAUUAUGUGGCCUUCUACGUGGUGAUGACGGCCCUCUUUUCUCUGGCCAUCUGGACCCUCAUGUACACCUUGGAUCCGUACACCCCGGACUACCAAGACCGGCUAAGUUCUCCGGGGGUGAUGGUGUGGCCGGACACGUACGGUGAGGAAGAUGUUGACAUCUCCUACAACAGAUCAGACAAGGCCAGCUGGAUGGGCAUGGCCAACAUCCUUCAAGAGUUCCUCAAGCCCUACAACGACACCAUGCAGCUUGAAUGUAACUACUACAACUGCACUAAGGGAAAGUACUUCCUCCAGAACACCUUCUCUGCCCCCAACCACACCAAGUGGGCAUGUCCCUUCACGCAAAGCAUGCUGGGAGCCUGCUCAGGAAGUGCAGACCCAACCUUUGGCUACAACAGCACCAUGCCUUGUGUCAUAAUUAAGAUGAACAGGAUCAUUAACUACUUGCCGACUAAUCAGUCUAGCACGCCCCCAUAUGUCAACUGCACUAUACUGGGUGGACAAGCCAACGUGGCCAACAUUACGUAUUUCCCUGAAGGAGGAAUUAUGGAUCCCUCUUACUUUCCUUACUACGGAAGAAAGGCACAGCCCACUUACGUUAACCCGCUGGUGGCUGUUCGCUUCAGCCUGGUCGGAGCGAUGGAAGCGAGCAUCCAGUGCAGAGUGGUCUCAGACAAGAUCAGCUACGAGAACAUCCACGAUCCCUACGAGGGAAAGGUCGUCUUCUCACUCAAAGCAGUGAAAUGA